Molecule: messenger RNA, 2585 nt
Organism: Lytechinus variegatus (green sea urchin)
Lineage: Eukaryota; Metazoa; Echinodermata; Echinoidea; Temnopleuroida; Toxopneustidae
Product: amiloride-sensitive sodium channel subunit beta-like
Exons: 11
Coding region: 460-1983 (507 amino acids)
Biological process (GO): sodium ion transmembrane transport
Cellular component (GO): membrane
Molecular function (GO): ligand-gated sodium channel activity
Source: RefSeq, a predicted model, not a curated record
CCCCACAUAUGCCAUUCGACUUUGUUUAAGUCAAUAAGGUUCACCUUUUAUUGGAUCAAGUCUAAUGGGAAUCGAUAAAAACAAUAGGACGGUAUUUCCGGUAGACCAUUAAUUGAGCAAUUUCAAUUAGUCGAUAUGGAGUGACAUCGCCAUCAAACCAAAAACCUCUACAAUUAUACAAAGGCGACAAUCAAAUCACUUUGCACCUAAAGGUGGUAUUUAGAGUCAGAGAAAUUGAGUUUAAUUGGUUCCGACGCGACGGAACGACCCAGCCUUCAUCUUGGCUCGCAAGGAUUGGCCUUAAUUGAAAUUGAAGCAAAAGUCAGUCGUCCUUCCAGCCACCCAAGGCCAGACAUGUACCAUCUAUAAACGGGUAACAUAUGAUCACCAACAAGAAACUCCUGUACAGGAAACCGACAGGGGACUUUCUAAACAAAAAAGGCGGGUCUAACACCAAACAUGACGAUCAUUAAAAUGGGGAACAGCGACAAAAUGUCAAAGGACGAUCUCGACGACGCAACCGUGGCAGGGGCCGUGAAUGCUUUCGGUGACGAGACUUCGUUACACGGGCUAAGGUAUCUAAUCGGCCGUGGUCAUCUGCUGUUUCGUAUAUGCUGGCUAGCCAUCGUUGUUCUCGCUUUCGGCCUCCUCGUCAUCCAGGCGAAAACCGUCUACGACGAUUUCAAAAGCUCGCCGUACUCGACCAGGAUUGAGAUAGUUUCUGAGGUCGUGAAGACCUUCCCGGCUGUCACAGUGUGCAACGACAAUAAGAUGCGAAGAUCACAGCUCUAUGACACAAAAUACAAAGGCCUUGUGGACAUUGACGACGGUGAUUUACCCGAAUCAACAACAGAGAGCUCGGGGAGAUCAGAAGACUCGACUGGUGCUGCCUGGCACAAUGUCCAUGACGAAUACGACUGGAAGGGCUUCUAUACUGCAUCGCAAGCCGACGACUUAAGCGACUUUAUCAACGUGGUCAACCCAUCUAAGGACGAGCUCAACGACUACGGACAUACCCUUGAAGACUUCGUGAUCCAAUGCACCUACAAUCAGAAAACAUGCAAUCUGAGCAAGGAUUUUACAGUCCUGCAGAACCGGCAUUACGGAAACUGUUUCACUUUCAACUUUGGCGGAGAUGCCAAUCAUCAAACAGUGAUGACAAGCAAAACAGGCGCAAGAUAUGGUUUACACAUGACCCUGAUGAUUGACGAAGAUGAGUACAUGGGCCUCCUGGCUCCAAACCGUGGCGCCAAAAUUGUCAUCCACGCCCCUAAUACCAUGCCCUUUCCCGAAGAUGACGCCAUCAACCUCGCAACCGGAAGUGCCACUUACAUCGGGCUGCGAGAGGAGGUCAUAGAGCGUCUGCCGAGAUUUUCACAAUGUUCGGAUGUGGAGAGUGCCACUGUCUUUUCGAAUUCCAGUACCAACUACACUGUUCGAUGCUGCCUGAGUAUGUGUUACCAGCAGAACUUGGUGGAUCGAUGUGGCUGUGUAGACGACAUCGUAUUUGAUUACAAGCAAUGCAGUGUAAUCAAUGACACGGAAAUGGCAUGUGUCUCUGAAGUCCAAGCCCUUUACAUCAAUGAUGAUCUGCACUGUAACUGUCCCCUGCCUUGCCAAGAGACGAACUACAGAGCAUCGAUAUCAUCAGCAGACUGGCCAUCAGAGCGGUUCAGGAGUCAUCUUGUGCGAAAGUUUGAAUUCGAUCCCAAACUGCGUUCUAUCUUAGCACAAGAAGAAAUGUCCGCGAAAAAUAUGAUUCGUGUGAUGAUCUACUUCGAAACUUUGAACGUGGAGAGAGUUGAGCAAGUACCUCGAUAUACAAUCCCAAACAUCUUGGGUAAUAUAGGUGGGCUAAUGGGUCUCUUUACCGGUAUGUCAUUCAUCAGUUUGUUUGAGGUCGCCUUUCUACUGCUCCGAAUCUCAAAGAUUACUUUCACCAAACUCUUCAUGGCCAACCGAGUGAAGUCGAUUGCGACCUGAUAGUACGAUCUAAGAUGGAUUUUUGUGCAAUAUUAUUAUUAAGAAUAAAGAUAAUGAUACUCCGAAUGUUAAUGAAAAAAAUAAUUAAAAAGUAUUUGUACUAUUGACAUACCCUGAAUGAAUCUUUUUUGAUUUUAGGUUGCAGUAUUAAUGCGAUUUGUUUGCCAAUGGUAAAUCUAGCAAUAUGCAUGCCUCAUGACUUCAUGUUUUUAGAAGAUGAAAAAGUCUACCAAACAAAGCAAAGAAAGAGAGAGAGAGACCUGAGAAGAAAAUUGUUUUAAUUUGUUUUUUUUUACAGUUUUGACUUUACGCGAACAUAACCAGUUCUACAUUUUACAAUUAAUACACUGCAAGAAUUGGCAGGAUAUGUAUUUACUAAAAGGUUAAAACAAUAAAAUGUAUCAAUUAACUUGUACGUACUAUAGCAAAACUUCAUAUAAAACCAUAUUCGUUACAUAGCUGUAUCAUAUAGAUAUUACGUAACUUUCGUUUUUAGCAGAGCAUUGAAAAGCGAAUAUUGUUGGUUUUAUUUGGUGCAGCUUUAAGUCAAACAGUUAUAUCCUAUUGUUAUUUGUCAUGGUUUUUUCUUUUAUAAAAAAGGG